UCCCGAAUCUCCGGUCCUCCGGUCUCUCCUUCCGGCUGGUCUCUCGGCGCGGCCCGGCUCGUAGCGCGCGCAAGCCCAUGGCAUGGCCUGCUGCAGCUGCUACGAGGUGAAGCGCCCGGAGAAGCUGCGGAUCAGCUCGCGGGAGCGGACAGGGUCCGGGGAGGCCAAGGAAGAGAUGCCCAUGAAGCGGCCCAGCAACAUCGGCAUCGCCGCCAAGGAGAAGAAGGCUGACGUGCCAGACACGCCCAAAGAGAAGCCGAAAGGCGACGGCGGCACCGGCGGCACCGGCGGCACGAACCAUGUGACCGCUGCAGACAGCGGGGGCUCGGCAGAGAAGCAGGAGCUGAUGCCUUUCAAGCGCCAGAAGACCCGCGACACGUCGCAUGCCUUGCAGCGGCGCAAGACCGCUGCCAUGGAGGACUACCUGCAGGCCUUGCCUGAGGAGGCUGAGGCACCGUCUUCUGGCUGUUUGAACCCAGUGACGCCACAGAAUGUGGCGGUGAAUCUUCGAGUUGUCCGUGGUCCAGACUGGCAAUGGGGGGAGGAGGAUGGUGGCAAGAGCGGGGUGAUCCUUUCCUUCGACAAGGCCAAGUCAACAGCACAGGUCUUGUGGGAAGGGGGCAAGGCCCAGAACCACUACCGCUACGGCCGGCAUCAGGAUUUGCUGAUCCAAGCUGGAAGCAGCCUUGGCAGGCGGAAUAGCCAAGCAUUCUUCAGCAGCAAGAGUCAGACCUUGUUGAUCUUCGAUUGGGAUGACACCCUCUUCCCCACCACCUACGUGAGGGAUGAUCUGGACCUAGCCUGGAACCGCCCGCUGAAGGAUCAGGAUCUCACCUGGGCGGAGAAGAAUGAGAUCGGGAAGAAGCUCGAGCAGUGCGCCUCCCAUGUGGUGGAUCUCCUAAAGAGCGCGGAGCGGUUUGGCAAGGUGGUGCUGGUCACCUUGGCGCGGGCACCGUGGGUCUCGGAGAGCUGUAAGAACUUUUUCGCCCCGGUUGGGCGACUCAUCCAGCAGCUCAAAGUGCCCAUCAUCUACGCUCAAGAGGGGAUACAGGUGGACUACAACAAGGAGAAGAUGUCCUCGGACGAGGAGAUCGAACGCUUCUGGAGCACCGUAAAGGGCAGGGCAAUCGCCCGAGAGUGUAGCAAGUUCUACUCCCAGUACGAGGGCCAGAGUUGGAAGAAUGUCAUCUCCAUAGGAGAUUCAGACUUCGAGCGCUUGGGCACACAGCAUGCCAUGGAGGACUACAUGCGGCAAACGGGCAUUGAUGGUGACGGGAAGCUGGUGGAAGUGAAUGGGCACCUCUACAAGGUCCGGACCAAGACCUUCAAGAUGGUAGAUGAGCCAACAGUGGAGGAGCUGACCGUUGAGGUGUCAAUGCUCAAGGCCUGGCUGCCCCUCAUGGUGCAGCUGGACAGCAGCUUCGACGUGAACCUGAACAACGCGGACGACCCGGAGGUGCUGAAGUCCAUUGAGACCACCCUGAGGGGUCAGACCGAGUAGAGGCGACUUCCUGGCCACGGGGGCUUUCACGCAAAAGCCAUUUCUGGGUGGGAAAUAUCCGGAUCCCGGACACACACACACACACACACACACACACACACACACA
Messenger RNA from Effrenium voratum, 1607 nucleotides. Lineage: Eukaryota; Dinophyceae; Suessiales; Symbiodiniaceae. The record is from the annotation of a GenBank genome assembly.